Messenger RNA from Eimeria necatrix, 855 nucleotides. RefSeq lists its product as hypothetical. The transcript has a single exon. NCBI's taxonomy places the organism in Eukaryota, Apicomplexa, Conoidasida, Eucoccidiorida, Eimeriidae. Bases 1 to 855 code for a protein of 284 amino acids. The record is from RefSeq and is a predicted model, not a curated record.
AUGCAGCCAAUCAGGCGCAAACGAACUAAGUACCAUCAGACCCGGGGGGCCCCCGGGGCCCCCGGGGCCCCUGGGGCCCCCGGGGCCCCCGGGGCCCCCGUGGGGGGCCCCUACGGAGCUCCUCUCUCGAAGGUGGGCUGCAUGCCUUCCUCCUCUGCAGCAGCAGCAGCAGCAGCAGCAGCACCAGCAGCCGCGGCUGCAGCAGCAGCAGCAGCAGCUUCUGCUGGGGCGUCGAGCUCGGGCGCAAAAGGAGGCCCCCAGUCAGUCCCUCGGGGACCCCCCGGGGGGCCCCCGGGGGGCCCCCCGGGGGGCCCCCCGGGGGCCCCGGGGGCCCCCGGGGGGCCCCCGGAUGGCCGCGUGAAGGAACUUUUGGGUAUUGAAAUUGAAAGCCUCUCGAGGGGCCAAAGAAAAAGAUUAGAAAAGAGAGAAGCAGCAGAAAGGCGGCGGAAUUUUGGGGCUUACGCGGAGGCGCUGCUGCAGCAGCGCGCAGCAGCAGCAGCAGCAGCAGCAGCAGCAGCAGCAGCAGAGGGGCCCUCCGCGCUGGACAGCAUGCAGGGCGUGGGCGAGGCCCUGCAGGAACUUGCUGCGAAGGGGGGGGCCCCCCGGGGGGCCCCCCUGGGUUCAGCAAACCCUAAGAAGUUCAGCAGCAAAGAAAGAAAUAAAAUGAGACAAAAAGAAAUAAAACAUUAUCAAGCUGUUUUGAACUUGACUUGUUUCCAACAAGACCCCACAACCACGCUGUCUGUACACCUCAACAAUACCCUCAAGGUCCAGCAAAAACUCCAGCAGCAGCAACAGCAGCAGCAGCAGCAGCAGCAGCAACAGCAGCAGCAGCAGCAGCAGCAGCGGCAGUAG